Molecule: messenger RNA, 1867 nt
Organism: Periconia digitata
Lineage: Eukaryota; Fungi; Ascomycota; Dothideomycetes; Pleosporales; Periconiaceae
Source: the annotation of a GenBank genome assembly
CGUGUUCGCAUGCAGCCGCCUGCAUGUCACGUCAGUCAAUCUGCCAGCGCCAAGACUCCAAUCAAACUGGGCCAAUCGCACUCCUCUCUAUACCCUAGCGGCCGGGGGGACCCUUUUCGCACUCGACUCGACUCGUCUCUCAUCCAUCCGUCCACGCAUUGACACACAAACAUCUCUUUUCUGUUCCGCCUCCUCUUCCUCUUCUCCUCCCCUUCCCCUCCCCCGACCUUAUACGCCCGCCCGCUUUGCUUGGGUUCUCCAAAUGGCUGUCAAUGCGAGCUUCGUUUCGCCCACGGCCGACGCCAAAGUCGCCCAGGUCAUGACUUCAUUCAAUGCCAAUGGCCUGGUCUCGCAGGUCCUCAGUGAUAUGACCUGGUGGAAGCUUACCCUAACCAUCCUGAUGCUUGCCGUCGCCUACGACCAGUUCAAGUACAUAUGGAACAAAGGCUCCAUCAAAGGUCCCGCCUUCAAAUUGCCCUUCAUGGGCCCUUUCCUAGAGUCCGUAAACCCAAGCUUCACCAAGUACCACGAGAAAUGGACCUCUGGCCCCCUCAGCUGUGUCUCCGUCUUCCACAAGUUCGUCGUCAUCGCCUCUACCCGCGACAUGGCUCGCAAAGUCUUCAACUCGCCCACUUUCGUCAAGCCCUGCGUCGUCGAUGCCGCCUACAAGCUCCUGCGCCCUCAGAACUGGGUGUUCCUCGACGGCAAGGCUCACGUCGACUACCGCAAGGGCCUGAAUGGCUUGUUCACCCGUUCCGCUCUUAACCAGUACCUCCCCAUCCAGGAAGAGAUUUACAACGAGUACUUCAAGCAAUUCGUCCACACUUCCCAGGUCGAGAACAAGGGCGAGCCCAUCCCUUUCAUGCCGGCCUUCCGUGAAUUGCAGUGCGCCCUGAGCUGCCGAACCUUCUGCGGUCACUACAUGACCGAAGAAGCCAUCAAGAAAAUUUGCGACGACUAUUACCUGAUCACCGAAGCCCUCGAGCUUGUCAACUUCCCCAUCAUCCUGCCCUUCACUAAGAGCUGGUAUGGCAAGAAAUCCGCCGACAUGGUUCUAGAGGAAUUCUCAAAGUGCGCCGCAAAGAGCAAGGUUCGCAUGGCUGCCGGCGGCAAAGCCGACUGCAUCCUCGACUUUUGGGUUCAGAACAUCCAGGCCUCCACAAAGUACCGCGCGAGAAUUGCUGCUGGUGAGAAUGUCUCGGACGACGAGAAGCCUUCCAUGCUGCUCCGCGAGUUCACCGACUUUGAGAUUUCCAUGACUUUGUUCACUUUCCUCUUCGCCUCGCAGGACGCCACCUCGUCUGCUUGCACCUGGCUGUUCCAGAUCAUGGCUGACCGGCCCGAAAUCCUGGAGAAGGUCCGCGAGGAGAACAUUGCGAUCCGCAACGGUGACAUUCACGCCCCUGUUGAUCUAGAUCAGAUCGAGACAAUGCAGUGGACACGUGCUGUGGUCAAGGAAACUCUUCGCUACCGCCCUCCCGUCAUCAUGGUCCCAUAUGUGGCCAAAAAGGACUUCCCCAUCACCGACACUUACACUGCCCCCAAAGGAUCCAUGGUCAUUCCCACGACCUAUCUAGCUCUUCAUGACAGCGAGGCUUACCCUGAACCGGAUUCCUUCAUUCCUGAGCGAUGGAUCUCCGGCGACGCCGACAAACAGACCAAGAACUGGCUUGUGUUUGGUACAGGUCCGCACUACUGCCUUGGACAAACAUACGCGCAAGCCAACCUCAUGCUCAUGAUCGGAAAAGCCAGUAUGAUGCUGGACUGGAAGCACAAGGUGACGGAUCUCAGUGAGGAGAUCAAGGUUUUCGCUACAAUUUUCCCUAUGGACGAUUGUCUCUUGACAUUCUCGGAGCGUCAGGCUUAA